Lathyrus oleraceus (garden pea) is the source of this 540-nucleotide messenger RNA. RefSeq lists its product as uncharacterized. Bases 1 to 540 code for a protein of 179 amino acids. The transcript has 2 exons. NCBI's taxonomy places the organism in Eukaryota, Viridiplantae, Streptophyta, Magnoliopsida, Fabales, Fabaceae. The record is from RefSeq and is a predicted model, not a curated record.
AUGGCUGUCGAAGCCUAUGUGUUAAAUAAAGAGGGUUAUAUGGCUAUUGGGCCAGAGCCCCCAGAUAAGCCAGUUUUGGCUAAAGGAAACGUUAACAUGCAGCGUUUGGACUUGUUGCCAGUAGAGAUUCAGGUUCAGGCAGUCAGAACCCAAAGGCAGUAUGAAAUACCUUCUGAAGAUUAUUGGAGCAUGAUGACAGACGAACUGGUCGACUUAGAUGAGGAGAGAAUGUUAGCCUUGGAUUCCCUACGAAGGCAGAAAGAAAAAGUCGCCAAAGCCUACAAUAAAAAGGUGAAAGGAAAAAUGUUUGUUGUCGACGAUUUAGUUUGGAGAGUGAUCUUGCCUAUGGAUAGAAAUGAUAGAGUUUUGGGUAAAUGGUCCCCUAAUUGGGAAGGACUGUUUAAGGUUUUGCAGGCCUUUUCUAAUAACACCCAUGAGAUCGAGGAGUUGGCACCAGAUAGGCGAAUCCUAAGGGUGAAUGGAAAGUACUUGAAAAAAUAUAGGCCUCUCCUUCAAGAGGUCAAGAUUUCGACAGAAUAA